Molecule: messenger RNA, 1538 nt
Organism: Lingula anatina
Lineage: Eukaryota; Metazoa; Brachiopoda; Lingulata; Lingulida; Lingulidae
Product: cleavage and polyadenylation specificity factor subunit 5-like
Biological process (GO): mRNA 3'-end processing; regulation of DNA-templated transcription
Cellular component (GO): mRNA cleavage factor complex
Molecular function (GO): RNA polymerase II cis-regulatory region sequence-specific DNA binding; mRNA binding; DNA-binding transcription factor activity, RNA polymerase II-specific
Source: RefSeq, a predicted model, not a curated record
UUGGUAGAACAGAUGGAGGUCCCAUGGACUGGACUAUAGAGGAUACAGUAGGGAAUUGGUGGAGGCCUAACUUUGAACCACCACAGUACCCAUAUGUCCCAGCACAUAUGACAAAACCCAAAGAACACAGACGCCUGUAUCUGGUGCAGUUACCUGAAAAAGCUCUGUUUGCUGUACCCAGGAAUUACAAGCUGGUGGCGGCACCUUUGUUUGAGCUCUAUGAUAACUCUGCAGGAUAUGGCCCCAUCAUAUCAAGUUUACCGCAGGCUCUUAGCAGGUUCAACUUCAUCUACAACUAGACGACAGAGUGGUUGACACAGAAACUUUUACUCCAGGGAUCAAAAGAGAAACAUUGAACAUUAGAGCGCCUAAUUUCAGUGGAAAAACGAAAGUGAAGGUGAUAUUGGAAGGGACCACGUGAAAAUGUUACGGCAACUGGCAUGUUUCUAAAUGAAAGGCAAUGCUAAUUAAUGUAGCAAAACUGUGCAAAACGGAUUGGAGGAGCCCAGAAUAUGUGGACGUAUUUGUAUUGAGUCCGAUUUACACAAGUAUAUUACUGUUGUGGUGUAAGACUCGAUGAUAUAGAACGGAUCCCCGUCAUUACUUGUUGUUGAAAAGAAGGAAUGUAUUGGAAUGGUGAUUGACGUAAUUUGCCUUUUUUUUCGACAUCACCUCAUACGCGUAGGACUUCAAAAGACAACAGAGAUAAUUCAUCACCAGUCGACUGCCGUUUGAUGACGACAGUUAAUUGCGAAAAGUCUAAAAAUGCAGUAUUCUUUUAAUUUGAUGCUGGGUUUAAGAAUUGCGAACAUCAUAAUAGUUAGUUGCUCUGCGUACUUCCAUGGCCAUUUUAGGAGGAAAAAAAAGAAACGAAUUUUGAAUAAAACGGGUCUUGUUGCUGCAUUUCCCUUCAGUUUUGAUGGCGAGUUAAUACAACAAGAUAUAUACGAGUAGUUUGGUUUGUGUACUCCCACAGGUAAAUUAUGAAGGGAAAGAGGAGCUUUUUAAACGGCUCGCUUUCUUUGAUUUAAUUGCAGGUUCACAGAGUACGAUUCCUACAAGUAGCCGCAGUGCGUAAUGAGUUUGUAGUAGUAGCACGUCAGAUAAGCAGAAUAAACAGUGAAAUGCCUCCAAGAUUGAUUGCCAGAGUAUAUAUACCGGUUAACCGGUGGCCUUAGAUCGCCUCGUUAGUUCAGUCAUGUAGUGGGAUCGAAGUCGAGAAAUCGUUUUUAGGUGAAACAACAAAGAAAAAGGUACAAGUACGAAUAAUUCUUUAUCUGUAUCGAAUAUUGACAGUUGUAGUUUUUUUUAACAAUAAUGUUGUAUCAAGUAGAAGUGAGUUCGCUUUAUUACUAAAAAAAAAACAAUUAAUAAGAGACAGAAAAGUACUUGCAGGUUAAGAUUGUAGCUGGUAAUAAACAAGGCAUUACUCUAAUUCAAGAAUGUUGACAGACAUCAGGAUAAACGUUUGCCUGAUUACACGUACUACACAUACUGGUUUCAUCUCUGAGGAAAUAAACGAGUUCUUUUAUAGUUCA